GAAAGGACAUCAAUAAGAAGCGCCCAUCCAGUCCCCAUUCAAAAUCUGGAGGGAGAGAAUGGGAAGGCUUCACUUGUCUCUGGCUGCUGUCCUGCUCCUGGCCUCCUCUGUGGAGGCACAGUGGUGGAACGUCAUUUGGGCGAGCCCAAAGAGCAUCCCCAGCUCUCCCCAACCAUCUGCCAUCACCACCACGGAGCCUUCUGCCACCCCAGGCUUGGCAGGCUGGUUAGGAUGGAAUCAGCAGGCUACUGAUGCAGCUCUGAAUAUCAGCACUCACCCAGAGACCCCGACUCCCAUCUCGGUUUUGUCUAACUUGGACAUCAGCACUGCUGGAGCUGGGACUCCGUCCACAGAGGACAACUCUGCUGGAACCAGCAGCACGACCAGACCCACUUCAAGACCUUUAAAACACUGGAAAAGUGACUCGCGGGGUCACCUGGACUUGACAGAGUUGAUUGGCGUGCCCCUCCCUCCCUCUGUGUCCUUCACCCCUGGGUAUGAGGGGUUUCCAGCCUACAACUUCGGACCUGACGCCAACAUCGGCAGACUCACCAAGGUCUUCUUGGCUGAGGCCUUCUACAAGGACUUUGCCAUCAUUGUCACGGUGCGCCCAAGCAGCUCCAGGGGUGGGGUCCUCUUUGCCAUCACUGAUGCCCACCAGAAGGUGGUGGAGCUGGGUUUGGCCCUCACCCCAGUCCGAGAUGGACUCCAGAGUAUCUUGCUGUACUAUACAGACCGAGAGCUGGCCUCUCACAGCCACAAAGCAGCAGCCUUCAGCGUGCCAGACAUGACUGACCAGUGGACACGGUUCACUGUGGUGGUGGAGCGUGAGGAGGUACGACUUUACAUGGACUGCGGGGAGGCAGAGAGGACCACUUUCCAUCGAAGGCCUGAGGGGCUGACCUUCUCACACAACUCUGGAAUAUUUGUCGCAAAUGCAGGAAGCACAGGCCUGGAAAAGUUUGUGGGAUCGAUUCAGCAGCUGGUAAUAAAGGAUGACCCCAGAGCAGCAGAGGAGCAGUGCGAGGACGACGACCCCGACGCUUCUGGCUUCGGGAGUGGAGACGAUUCUCUGGAUGACAGAGAGACUGAAGAAGAAUAUAAGAAGAAGUCAGAAGGGAGGAAGAAGCAGCCAGCGAAAAAGGAGGAGGAGAGUGUUCCGGUCCAAGCUCCACCCACUGAGGCUCCCACAGGCGACAGUGACCACUACGCAGGUCCACAAAAGACAGAAGAACCAGGGGAGAGACCUGGAUCAGGUCAUGUCAAACUCGGGCCAAAGGGCGAACCAGGUCGCAGAGGCCCACCUGGGCCCCCAGGUCCCUCUGCACUACCGGGAGGUCAACCUGGGCCACGAGGUCCUGCAGGAACUCCUGGGCAACCAGGAACCCCGGGAAAAGACGGACCUCAGGGAAGCAAGGGUGAGAAAGGAGAUACUGGCAAGAGAGGAGCACAGGGGGUGCCAGGUUUGGCGGGAGAAGCAGGAGUCAAGGGAGAAAAGGGAGACCCUGGAGUCGGACUGCCAGGCUCUCCAGGUCCGCCCGGGCCUCCUGGACCACCCAGAUCCCGCAGUGUACAUUACGGCGCUGACGCUAUUGGAUCUGGUUUUGAUGACCUGGACUCUGACAUCGACCCGAUCAGGGGUCCUCCUGGUCCACCAGGCCCUCCAGGACCACCUGGUCCACCUGGACAUAACCUGUUCUCAGGUUCUGGUGACAGUCACUCUUCUGGAAAUGUCGUCCCAUCUGGUGCUCCUGGUAUAGAUGGGCUUAAGGGGAUUCCUGGGAUACCAAUUAUUGACGAUUGGUUUAGCGGGUCAGGGCUCGACGGCUCGGGUCAGAGUUCAGAGUUUAGCUCUGACCGUGACCCUGGUCUUGGUUCUGGGCUCAUUUUGGGUACUAGUUCUGAGCCUGACUUCGGGUCGUCAUGGGUGUCAGGCGAGGGUCCAGCUGGAAGAGAUGGUAUUCCAGGCUCUCCAGGUGCUGAGGGACAGAAGGGGGAGCAAGGGGUGCGUGGCUCUCCAGGACCAAAGGGUGAAUGUGGAUUGGAGGGCACUGUCGGGGUAGCAGGCACUCCAGGGCCUCAAGGUCCACAAGGGAAGAGAGGUCCACCAGGUCCGCCUGGUCCUCCCGGGCCACCUGGAGCUUUAGCAACCAAGUUCUUCAUUGAGGACUUGGAGGGAUCUGGUAAAAGUGACGCGUCCAUUGGAUCAGGAGUCCGUGCCCCACAGGGUCCUCCUGGUCUUCCUGGUCCAAAGGGUGAAGAUGGCGCCCCUGGUGUUCCAGGACUCUCUGUGAAGGGGGAACCAGGAGAUCCAGGACCAGAUGGUAUUCAGGGUCCUGCAGGACUACCAGGUCCAAGGGGAGCAAAGGGAGAAAAAGGAAACCCUGGACCAAAGGGAGAGUGUGGUCCUGAUGGACUCACUAUCAGAGGACCCCCUGGUCCUCCUGGACCCCCUGGACCAGCGAUCAACCUGCAAGAGCUGCUCAUGGAGUCAGGUGGAUUUAACAUCAACCUUACAGAGCUCACUGGACAAAAGGGCCCUGAAGGAGUCCCUGGAAGAGCUGGAUUUCCAGGUCCCAGAGGUCCAAAAGGAGACAAGGGUCCUUCAGGUGCUCAAGGACUAGCUGGGCUCAAGGGGGAGAAAGGAGAACCAGGGGUCAUCAUUGCUGCUGACGGAUCCUUGUUGUCAGCUCCAAGAGGUCCUCAGGGUCCAAAAGGCAUGAAGGGUGACCGAGGGUUUCCUGGCUCCACUGGACUAAUGGGCCCGAUCGGUCCGACUGGACAGAAGGGAGAAUAUGGUUUUCCCGGUCGCCCGGGACGACCGGGGAUGCCAGGAAAGAAAGGAGACAGAGGAGAGACAGUCGGGGUGCCUGGACCACCUGGUCCACCGGGGCCACCUGGACUUCCAGGACGAGUUGUUGGACUUUCUGGAGAGUCUGUUGUACAUGGCGCUAAAGGAGAUAAAGGAGAUGCUGGACUACCCGGGGAGCCAGGGCUGGGAUUACCAGACAUAAUCAUGGGCGAACAAGGGGAGCCAGGAUACAGGGGUCAGAAAGGAGAGAAGGGUGAGUCGGGCCCCCCAGGACCACCAGGUUUGCCAGGGCGAUCAGGACUUGUGGGUCCAAAAGGAGAAGCCAAUGUGGGUCCAGCAGGACCUCCAGGGCUUCCAGGCCCAUCUGGACCUCCUGGAAUUGGACAGCCGGGUCCCAGAGGAAACCCAGGACCACCUGGACCCCCAGGUCCUGUGGUGGCGCAUGGAUCAGGCAUCAGUGUACCUGGGCCACCUGGUCCACCUGGCCCGCCUGGGUCACCGGGAUACACCAGUCCGGUGUCAACCUUCCAGACCACCCAGGCUCUGACCAGAGAGGCUCAGUGGGCCUCAGAAGGAACCUUGGCGUACGUGUCGGAGCGUGGCGGGGAGCUGUACAUCAGAACCCAGCAUGGCUGGCACAAAAUACCGCUUGGAGAGCUGCUCCAUCACCGACCCUUACCAUCAGGAACAUCUGAGCCCCUCAGCAGACGCGGAGACUGGAACAGGUCCCACAGGAGCCACAAUCAGGAGCUGCACGAAGGCAGCAGAGGUUUUCAGCCGAGCUUUAACGUGCUGCCUGACACCUUCAACGCCGUGCCUGGGCUCCAUCUGGUGGCCCUGAAUGCACCACUCAAAGGAGACAUGAGGGGAAUCCGAGGGGCAGACUACCAGUGUUACCAGCAAGCACGAGCCAUGGGACUAACAGCCACCUACAGGGCCUUCCUGUCCUCUCACCUUCAGGACUUGGCCACCAUCGUCAGAAAGGCUGACCGCAUGGACAUGCCGGUGGUCAAUCUCAGGGGAGAAAUGUUGUUCAGCAGCUGGGUGUCCAUCUUCACUGGGAACGGUGGCAUAUUUAAUCCUUCCACGCCUAUAUACUCCUUCGACGGCCGUAAUGUGAUGACCGACGCAGCAUGGCCGGAGAAGAUGAUCUGGCACGGCUCCAGCACAGUGGGCAUCCGUCUGACCACAAACUACUGCGAGGCCUGGAGGACAGCUGACAUGGCUGUCACGGGUCAGGCGGCGCUGUUGCAGACAGGGCGCCUGCUGGGCCAGCAGACCCGCUCCUGCUCCAACCACUACAUUGUUCUGUGUAUAGAGAACACAUACGUGGGCAACCUCCACCACCGCAGGCCCUGAGGAGGAGGCACACUUCCAGUCGCAGAGCAUCUGACAGACACAUGAAGGACACUAUCAGUUCUAUCAGCUUUUGUGUCAGUUUCACUCGUCCAAGGUUCAGGUAUUUAUUCUCUUUCUUGCGCUGAUGAGGAGCUGUAAUAGGUUUUGACUAUUUCAUCACCCUCAUUUGACUUAGGUUUAAAAAUAAACACACGGUCCAUAAUGCCAACAAGCUCCUGGACACUGACUUGUCACACAACAACACGCAGCCUGUAUUGUCUUUGUCUGUUCACCUCUCUGUAGUUUGACGCCCUUCCACCAGACUGACAACGGGAACUGGUAUUUGGUUUUCAGAGCCUGUCACUGUUGCAACUAUUUGUUGUGUUUGUUUCACAAUAUAUUGCUCGAUUCCAGUCGCAAACAUAAAUUCACCAAAAGUUAUUUAACAGUAGCUCUUGUGGGGGCGGAAAGUAGAAAAAAAUGACCCACUACUGGAACUCCGGAGGUUUUAUAACAACACCUCUUUAUAUUUAUAUCCAUCACAGGAUACUUUUUCUAAACUAGCAGAUUGUUAAUAUUAUGAAAAUGUACAUACGUUUUGUUUUUUUAAACUUGGUAGGUAGCUUCUGUUGUUCAACUCAAUGAAAACAUUGAUUUGAGGUGCCUGAUGUGGUUUCAACAAAAUCUCUGAAGAAGAACCAGACUGGCUGGUGCUCACUGAAUAAACGUUUUCUUGUCUGUUUUUUUUUAAGUGCAGCCUCUUCUUCAAUUUCAUGGU
Messenger RNA from Synchiropus splendidus (mandarinfish), 4928 nucleotides. It is a transcript of the gene col15a1b, whose product is annotated as collagen, type XV, alpha 1b. The transcript has 43 exons. NCBI's taxonomy places the organism in Eukaryota, Metazoa, Chordata, Actinopteri, Syngnathiformes, Callionymidae. The record is from RefSeq and is a predicted model, not a curated record. Bases 59 to 4171 code for a protein of 1370 amino acids. Gene Ontology annotation, cellular component: basement membrane.